Messenger RNA from Aureobasidium pullulans EXF-150, 451 nucleotides. RefSeq lists its product as uncharacterized. The transcript has 2 exons. The record is from RefSeq and is a predicted model, not a curated record. The coding region runs from base 1 to 249 and encodes 82 amino acids. NCBI's taxonomy places the organism in Eukaryota, Fungi, Ascomycota, Dothideomycetes, Dothideales, Saccotheciaceae.
AUGACGAUGAGACAAGAGAGCAGAAGACAAGAAUCGUCUGGGUCCCACUGGCCUGAAGGAGCAGGAGUAGUCCUCGGGUUCUUGCUUGGAGCCACAGCAACCUGCGCAGCCCUUUUGGAGCAUACAUUUCCAAGUAUAGGGAGGAGAGAUGACAAGGCUGCGGCUGGAACUACCGCCGGAGGAAAGAUGGGCGAAGUAACGAGUCAAGUUUCUUCUAAAGGAGAAAUGGGCGAAUGGACGAGUGCAUGAAAGAAUUGCCUUCAAAAUUCGAGAGGGCCAUGAGGAUGGCAGAUCCUAUACCAUCAAAAUCAAGAGCGUUAUGGUAACGUCAAGUGACGUUUUCAAGAAUUUCGGAGUCUCAUGACCUGGAAGAAUUUAGAUCGAUGUGACUCAAGAAAGCACAAAAUUGCUCGAGCAAUCUGACAGAUAAUAACUCCGAUAUAUUCACGCA